This is a messenger RNA of Pungitius pungitius (ninespine stickleback), 2694 nucleotides long. RefSeq names its product transmembrane protein 121. The transcript is spliced from 2 exons. Lineage: Eukaryota; Metazoa; Chordata; Actinopteri; Perciformes; Gasterosteidae. Bases 1201 to 2151 code for a protein of 316 amino acids. The record is from RefSeq and is a predicted model, not a curated record.
CAGCAAGUGCCUUUUACUUGAGCAGAAGAGGGAGAAGGCAGAGAAGCUGCCUGCGAGAGAGCUUGUCCCGGGAGUGAGUGUAUGUGUGUGUGUGUGUGUGCGCGUGUGUGUGCUGGACGCGCCAGAGAAGCGUCUCUCUCUCUCUCUCUCUCUCUCUCUCUGUGUGAGGGGCUGAGGUGGGCUGGGGGGAGCAACACGGCGCUGUCGGUUGUUGGCGGAGACGUGGGGAACCCACCGGCGCUGCUGAUGCUGGAGACAGAAGACGGCACGGCAGGCAGGUUCUGGAGCUCACGGCGGGGACGCGCUGUGAGACGCACGCUGCAUUUCAAAGAUUCACCACGGCUCUUCCUCCUCUGAGAGGCACAAACUUGCACUGACGCAAAAUGUUCCAUUUCCUCGUCCGUGGGUGUUGGAUGGUGAAGAGGAAAACUUCGGGAGACCAAAUGCUCUUUUAAGCAGGAGUUGCUGCAGAGAUUCUUCCACUGAGAAUAACUUUAUUCUUUUUGGGGAGUUGGAGGAUUAAAACCUUCUCUCUCACCAGAACACAAAAUAACCUCUGUUCUUAGGAACUGAGGGAAUUCAGAUGCCACCGCCUGAUUCGGUCUGAGCCAUGGGCUUUGUGAUCUCCCAGUGCAGUCUCAUGGAUGGUCGCUCGCUGCCAGUCAUUAGGAUAAAGUACGAAGAGGGACACAAGUGAGUAUUCAGCUGGAUUUUUAUCUCUGCAGGCUUAAGCUUGUACGAAAACCAGGGUGACUGAGGCGAAUCUGGAAUCUGGAGUUCUUUUCUAACAACAGAAAAGGCAUUUCGUUGAUUAAACUGCUGUGUUGUGUUUGAUUAAUGCUUGUCACGGUGUUAAAAAGGUAGACAUAUAUUGAGAUGAUUUAAUUUGUACAAUAACAAAGCUGUGUGUUUGCAGACCAUUUGUCAAUGGACAUAAUUUCCUAAAUGAGUGGUACCGUCUACCCGGCAGGUGGCUCGGGCACGAGCACAGAUUGAUUGAAGUGAUCCGUGUGAAUCCUAUUAAUACAUCCUGGACUCCGGCCAAGGCUGAAGCAAUGGAGGGGAACACUGCUGUCUAGCAGCGCUAUCUGAUCUGCCCCCUCGCUGGACAAACUGAGCCCCCCCCCCCCCCCCUGCUGCACUCCCUUCUUCAACAACACCUCUCCUCCUCCUGCUCCUCCUCUUUUAACCCAGGCAAGGAUGGUGCCUCCACCCCCCACCAACAAGCCCCACGUGUGCCUCUCCACCAUCCUGAUCAUGAGCAGCAUGGCGCUGAUCGAUGCCUACCUGGUGGAGCAGAACCACGGGCCGCGCAAGAUCGGCAUCUGCAUCAUGGUGAUGGUGGGAGACAUCUGCUUCCUGAUCGUCCUGCGUUACGUGGCAGUUUGGGUGGGUGCGGAGGUGCGCACGGCCAAGCGGGGCUACGCCAUGAUCCUCUGGUUCCUGUAUAUCUUCGUGCUGGAGAUCAAGGUGUACUUUGUGUAUCAAAACUACAAGGCGGACAGGAAGAGCCUCGACGCCCUGGCCAGGAAGGCUUUGACGUUGCUGCUGUCCGUUUGCAUCCCGGUGCUGUUUGUGGUGCUGGUUGCCAUCGACCACAUGGAGUACGUCCGCGCCUUCAAGAAGCGCGAGGAGAUCCGCAACCGCCUAUUCUGGGUGGUGGUGGACUUGCUGGACAUCCUGGACAUCCAGGCCAACCUGUGGGAACCUCAGAAGAAGGGUCUUCCCCUGUGGGCGGAGGGCCUGAUGUUCUUCUACUGCUACAUCCUGCUGCUCGUGCUGCCCUGCGUGUCCCUGAGCGAGAUCAGCAUGCAGGGCAUCAACAUCGUUCCCCACAAGAUGCUCCUGUACCCCAUCCUCAGCCUGGUGACCAUCAACAUCAUCACUCUGUUCAUCCGGGGGGGCAACAUGAUUCUGUACCGGGACGCCAGGGUAUCCGGGAUCUUGAUAGGCAAGAACAUCCUGGCCAUCAUCCUAAAGACCUGCAGCUUCGUGCAGUACAGGAGACAGUUGCAGAACGCCUCUCCUGCCUUCGGGGUGGAGCUGCAAAAGAACUCGGUGGCCCACGCUCGCCCCGCGACCGCCAUUCCUCAGGUGGUAAUGCAGGACCAGAUGCCCCUCCCCGAGGUGACAACAUGUGAACACACAUGACAGAAGGGGGGGGCGGAUCCUGGAGAUGUCUAUGAGAACAUAUACGACCCUCAGGAGGCCGGCAGGGCACAACGCGUCACCCCCUUCAGGCCCUGCGGACACAACCGCGAUCUCUGCUGAUGCUUGGCGGCUCUCGGAGUAUAAAGUCGCGCCGAAACCCAAAGCGCUCAGAGCGCUAAACACUUGUGACUAUGUUAAAGCAUUUCCUUUGACAUAUUUAGUUAUCUGUGUAUUUUUUCUAAUUGUAAAAGAAAAAAUAAAGGGCAAUCACUGCAGGAUUAGAGAAUAUAUUUUUGAAUUGUGUGUGUUGCAUUCUAAUCUUAAACUUAUCGGUCUGUGUGCUGUGGUGUGUACUUCUGUUGCUUGGAUGUUCAUGGAUGUUCUUGGAUGACUUAAAGUGUCAAAGUCAGGUGGAGCAGCCAAUGGGAGAAUCAAAGUUGUAAAAAUAACAGUUAAAGCUUGCUCCUGAAAGAAGUGUGUUUUUAUAUGUGGCUCUUUGAUAAAGUAUUGUGUACAAGAUAAAAAGGCUGUUCUGCUUUUUCA